CGGCGAACAACCGAAUCCAGUGGCAAGCAAGGAUAUCUGCCCGUUAACUCAAGGACUUAGGAUUACUCUGCACCUGUGACUGCUCAUUCAGCAGCAGGCUGGGCAGCGCGAGAAAGUCCAGAGUCCAGCCCCAAAACUCAGUGGUGCUAGUAGCCAGAGGAUGGUCUACGAUAUGAGCCAUAUGGCGGCGGGUCCGCCGCAAAGCAUUUCGCUGAGUCGCUACUACCUGGUCGACGAGGAUGAGAUGGUGGGGCCGAAUAAUCCGCAUCUGGUCAACGAGGACUAUGCGGCCAGUACUACGCUGGACAUCGAUAAGCGUUUCCAGGCGCGAAUGGCGUGCGAAACGGCCGCACAACCGGCACCGCCACCGCCGCCCACGCCGGCGCCACGUCGCCGGACCACGCCCAUUGCCCAUCUGGAUCCCUCGGAAUUGGUGGGUCUAUCGCGGGAGGAGCGGCGUCGUCGCAGGCGGGCGACACUCAAGUACCGGACGGCACAUGCGACGCGGGAGCGCAUCCGGGUGGAGGCCUUCAAUGUGUCCUUUGCCGAGCUGCGCAAGCUGUUGCCCACAUUGCCGCCGGACAAGAAGCUAUCCAAGAUCGAGAUCCUCAAGCUGGCCAUCUGCUACAUUGCCUAUCUAAAUCAUGUGCUGGAGACGCCCUGAGACAGCGCCGGCGCCUCCA
Molecule: messenger RNA, 683 nt
Organism: Drosophila mauritiana
Lineage: Eukaryota; Metazoa; Arthropoda; Insecta; Diptera; Drosophilidae
Gene: HLH4C
Product: helix-loop-helix protein 1
Exons: 2
Coding region: 161-664 (167 amino acids)
Biological process (GO): regulation of transcription by RNA polymerase II
Molecular function (GO): RNA polymerase II cis-regulatory region sequence-specific DNA binding; DNA-binding transcription factor activity, RNA polymerase II-specific; protein dimerization activity
Source: RefSeq, a predicted model, not a curated record